Molecule: messenger RNA, 987 nt
Organism: Effrenium voratum
Lineage: Eukaryota; Dinophyceae; Suessiales; Symbiodiniaceae
Source: the annotation of a GenBank genome assembly
GUCUUGGUGGAGACCCCCGGCCUGCGCUACAUGCUGGAGAGAGGCGUGGGCAAUCACCUGCCGCGGGGACGCUGCGCCGAGGGGAUUUGCGAGUGCUUGCCGCCCUUCCGUGGCCCCAGCUGCCAGCUGGAGGAUCAGGGAACUCGCGAAGGGAUGCUGAAGGCGGCCAUGCACUACAUCACCGCGGAGACGGAGCGGGACUUGCUGGACAUCGAGCGCUCGCUGAAGAGCCUUUGGAUGGCCUUCAACUCUGGCCCUGACUAUCCCGUGGUGGUUUUCCACGAAGGGCUGACACAGAAGGCGCGGCGCCGCAUCGCGGCGGCCUCGGAGAACCGGAUCUGGUUCGCCCUGCUGCCGCGUUUCAAGGAGAUCCCAGAGCAGUGGGCAGAGGCGUCUUCGCAACGCGCUGCGGACUUCUCGGUGGGCUACCGCGCCAUGACGCGCUGGCGCUCUGGGCCCGUGUUCCUGGAGCCUGCGCUGGCAGGCUUUGACUAUGCCAUGACGCUGGAUACGGACUCCUACUUUCCAGCCACUUUGGGUUUCGACCCCUUCGAGCUUCUCAGUUCCACAGGCUUAAAGGCCAUCUUCCCCCACCUGGGCCGUGAAUCUGCCAGCGUGGUCGUGAACUUCAUGCACUACUUCCUGCUCUACUGCCGCCUUCAUAGCCUCGACCCACGCCGAACAAGGAUGCUGGCGGCUCUGAUUGAGAAGAACUUCAAGUGGUAUCAGCAGUGCCUCAUGCUGGACAUCGAGAUCUUGCGCCUGGAUUGGUUCCGCAGCGACACCUAUCAGGACUUCUUCCGCUACAUGGACUCUGUGGGCGGGUUUUGGCUUCAUCGCUGGGGCAACAACCCAGCUCGGGCGCACCAGUCAUUCAGGGCCGGGAUUGUUUGGCAGUUUCAAGGGAGACCAAAAGCAGAAUCGCCAUGUUUGGGGCGCGCCUAUGUUUCACACAGACCCUUGAGCAUCGGUCAAGAAUCAUUGUGA